Molecule: messenger RNA, 4419 nt
Organism: Pristis pectinata (smalltooth sawfish)
Lineage: Eukaryota; Metazoa; Chordata; Chondrichthyes; Rhinopristiformes; Pristidae
Gene: cipcb
Product: CLOCK-interacting pacemaker b
Exons: 4
Coding region: 193-1506 (437 amino acids)
Biological process (GO): negative regulation of DNA-templated transcription; negative regulation of circadian rhythm
Cellular component (GO): nucleus
Source: RefSeq, a predicted model, not a curated record
CAGGUUUGGUUGAGAGUUGGCGCCGCGCUGAAGCUUCGGGAGGACGGCAGCGGCGGAGGGGCCGGCGGUGGGAGGCGGUUGGACCUCUGUCCCGGACUGGGAGAGCUCCAGCCGUUGAUCCGGCCGAAGUACCGGGAGUAGGGCCGGACCGGGCCAGGAUCCGAAUAUUUUUCGGACUGUGAGGUAGCAUCCAUGACUAAAGUGCCCAUGGCUGAAAACUGCAGACCAUCACGCAAAAGCAUGAAGGAGAGGAUAAGUGGGGUGUCCGUUAAAUUGGAGAAUCCACCAGAUGCUCGAUAUGGGCAAUCAGAGAAGAAUCCCUCUGCAGUUGCUGAGAAGAAACAGAAGUCAAUACCUGGAGAGUCAGAAAAAGAUUCUGGAUUUUCAGACACCAGCUCAGAAUACCUGAGUACAGUGGAACAGAGUGAGUCGGAGGAUCGGUCAGCACCGGCAGCAUUGAAUCCUGCAGGGAAAUCGACUACAGCACAAAGCUCACUCUCAAGCCUGACUCCUGUGUACUUUGUGAAAAAUGUCAUUGUCAAAGAGCCUUUGCCCGUUCCUACAGGGAGCCAGCUUGUUCACACCCGGCUGCAGACCUGGGAAAACCAGCAUUCUCUUGGUUCCCCACCAGGCCAGACCCGAGUGGUCUUCAUCCGACAGCCUUUGGCACCUUCCUUGAAAGUUCAGAAGGCAGAAGUAAAGACUGGAGCAGGGAAGGACACCUAUCUCCCGAUCUUAAACUCCUACCCUAGGAUCGCCCCGCACCCAAACAAAGACCGACACCGUAAAGAGAACCAGGAGCAGGCGGAUCAGCAUGUGGCCCAGGACAAGGCUACAGAUCACAAGAGCAAACGGUUGUGUGUAGACGAGAUGGGAGCCCACCGGCUGGAACCUUCGUCACCCCAGAAUGGUCAAACUACACCCACAGUGCCGCUGGCAAAUUGGCAGGGUCACUGGCAAGUUGAGAACUCUAAACAGCAGCUGUGGUUUGGGGCGACAAACGCUUUAAGUCAUUUUGACGUCUCAGUCUCCCCAUCACCGGUACUGUCUCCAGAUCUCACCUCUCAGUCUGAAUGCUCGGAAUCUUCCUCCUCGUCCUGCUCCUCCUCCGUGUUAUCCUGUGCUCCCAGUGCACGGUUGUCUGGCGGUGAGCCAAGAUCCACCCCCAGCCUCGCCAAGCAGCGGCGCUUCCGCAACACGGUGGAGAUCCUGAACCGCUCUGGGCUGCUGGAGAUCACGCUGAGGACCAAGGAGCUGAUCCGCCAGAAUGGCACCACUCAGCGGCAGAUCAACGAGCUGAAGGAGCACGCCCAGCUCUUCUGCAGUGCUGUGAGGAGCAGGGACCCCCUGGACAUACUCAGGCUGCAGGAGGCCAUGAAAUGUUCGGGGGCAUAUGAACCAGCAGCCAAAAUAUCCUCCUCCUCCACUUCCUCUUCUCCUUCCUCCACUUCCAGUCCCAGUUCUGCGACAAGUCAAGGAACCUCUGACCAAGCACCACUACCAUAAUCCAAGUCUGCCUGGUGAAGCAGGGUCAUCAUUGGUGAAGAAUGCUCUGUGGAACAGGGCGGAAGAGCAGAGUUGAGGUAGAAGUUCAGCCAGGUUCUUAUUGAAUGGCAGGGCAUGCUUGGGUGCAGUGGGGAGGUGCCAAGGUAACCCCUGCUCCGUGGAGAGUUGGGACCAGUACCUGCUUCCUGUGUCAAGGGUACGUCAGGGUCUAUAGGUUAGCUUUCCACCACUCUCUGGAUUUCUUGCUGUGUAAAGCUGACUGUAUUUUAAAAGUCCUUCAUUGGUUUUGAAGCUCUUGGGGGUGGGUGGGGGGAAUGUGAAGGUGCUAUAGAAAGGUAAGCCUUUUAUUUAAUGUCAUCAACUGAGGCCAGUCUCCAUCUACAUUCCUGUUGUUUCAUCUCUUUGCUUGAGCAGUUCUGAGGGAGUUCUGUGGAACUUCUGGUGAAGGACCUCUUUCGACUCACUGUAGUUCAGAGCUGUAGACCCUGUGUUAACAAAUACACACCCGAUCUGUAAACUGGCUCAGUGGGUUUGAAUAUAUCGUCUGCUCCCGGUCCAGGACUGAGGGAAUGUUGCACUGUUUAAAGCGUUAUUUAGUGCUCUCAGAUGGUAAAGGUGUCAGCACCAUCUGAAGAGCAGGAACAUCCUGCCAGUGUUGUGGACACCUUUUCUCCUCUUCCCACCAAUGGGUUGACUCCCAAUUUGUCUUGCUGCUGUUUGUGGAACUUUGGACAUGGCAUGGUUAUAAUACUUAACAAAAUUUCAUCUGAAUGAGACAUUUUCCAACCAAGCUGAUGAACCACUGGGAUUGACGCAGAACUUCAGAUGAUGCCUCCACCUCUGCGUUGGUCAUCAACAGCAAAUUCAUCUGUUGGGUCGUCCUGUCCUAUUCAUCUGGUGAGUAGUGAUAUCUGCAGAUUGUGGGAAGUUGCCAUCACAGAGUUCCCCUGCAGCUCAUGGGGUCGGUCCAUUUCUGUGCAGGGACAUCUGUGAAUUUUGGGUUAACAAGAAACUGACAAUCACUGAAAACUCUGUGGGUCAGGCUGCAUCCAUCUGCCAGAGAAGGGAAUCGGAAACCUAACACUACACCCUUCCUCUCCACUGUUGUUCGACCUAAAGCAACAUUUUCUGCACCAUUCCCAACUUCCAGUGUCAGAACUCAGACAAUUGAAGUGUAAGCAAAUCAUCCUCCACCCUAAGGGACUGCCCAAGAAGAAAAGGGAUUUGCUUUCCCUGAUUCUGGCAGACUGAAUUACAGAUUGACCGAGAGCAGGCUGUCCCCAAUGAAAGCCAUGACGGGUUAAACCACUAAUACAAAGCUGAAGUACAAAUGGAAAAUUAACUCAGCUCAUAGAGCAGCCCCUGGUCAGGGGGGCAAAAAAAAUUUAAUGUCAGACCUGCAGCCAGGGUUGUAGACCUUCCCCCUCCUCCACCUCCAUUCACCACUGCAGAUCCAAGGUAGCAGGGCAGGCUGUGAUGCUCUUGCAGGGAUAGCUCGCUGCUGCAUUGGACCAUGGGUUGGGAGAGCCAUCAUGGACAGGAGUGGGUGAAAAUGCACAUUUGGGGGUUGGGAGUGUAGUUAUCAUAAUGAUUGACCUUAUCUGGAGCAGGUAGAGUGCCAUAGCAUUGGCUGCUCGAGGAAGAGAGUGUUGGGAGUAUCAAGACCCUGUUGUGAUUGUACUUUGCAUCCACUUCCCUUCAGAAGAUGAAGACUAUGAUUAAGCAUGUUUCAAAGUCUGUAACAUUGGUGAGACUGGUGCACUGGCAAGCUUCCCAACGAGCAUGCAAGCAGGGGAAGAGAUUCCAGGAAAGUGGGUAGAAACACUAUCAAAGGACUGGCUUUCGCAGAGGGGAGGAAACCCCAGUGUGGGGUGGGGGGGGGGGGGGGUUGGCGUGGGUGCGCGGCCUGGGAGCUCAAAGCUGCAGGUUGUCAUUGGGUGAGUUGAAAGAGGGGACGGUGCAGAAGAAUUGUAAGAAUGGAGAGUUCCAGGACAUGAUUGGGGGGUGGGGGAAGAGGGGGUUAGUGGAGAGGACUGCUGUACUACUGAGAAAGCCAGCAAGACCACUGAGGUAUUGCAAAAGAUGAGAACAAGUAUUGGCAACUGGAACAGUGAGAGGGAGCAGUAGAGUUCCUCUGUGAAGUUGUGCCUGGUGUGAUUUUAGGCUUGAAGCUCCCUGGUGCUGCAAUGUAAUUCUCUCCUCUGUAGACUGGGCUGUAGAACUUACACAGUACGAGCAUUGAAGGAAUGAUCCUCGGCUGCGACCUGCCUGAUCAGGUGCACGGUGACAAUCUGAUGGGACCUGCUGUUCCCUUGAGAGGUAUCACACCUCAGAUCAAGCGCAAAACAAAACUGCUGAAGGAAUGCAGUGGGUCGAGCAGCAUCUGUUGGGGGGAAGGAAUUAUCAAGAGACCCUUCCUCAGGAUUGCUCAUCCCACUGCGUUCCUCCAGCAGCUUUUUGUUUCAGAUUCAAACAUCUGCAGUUUCCCGUGCCUCAGGUCAAGCAGUUAAUUCACUUCAUUGCUGUUGAAAAUGCCCGUCUCUUUUAAAUAAUUCACUCUUAUGCACUUCCUGAUAUGAUAAAGUGCAAGUUUUUGUUUGAUGUCCAAUGUGUUUUGAGUCCUGGCACUGGCACAGACCUAUUAGCAGAUUGUCAGAUUAAGCCAAGGAGCAAGGCUGGAACAAACUUUUUGAAAUGUAAUGUCGUUUUACCCCCCACCUCUUCCUCUGGGAACCAGCCACGAGAUUCUCUGAACUUGUACAGGGGCUGCAAGCCGUGGUUUGGACCACAGUGUUUGGGGUUAACUUGGGGAUGUGAGAGUGGUUACUGUAGCCAGAGGGAGAGCCAGGUGUUAAAGGGUUAACAGUCACAACAUUUUAUAUUGUGUUAAUGCAAAUAAAGUUUUUAACCUGA